Mercurialis annua (annual mercury) is the source of this 1643-nucleotide messenger RNA. Its product is annotated as AP-1 complex subunit mu-2. The transcript has 11 exons. The coding region runs from base 43 to 1329 and encodes 428 amino acids. Gene Ontology annotation, biological process: intracellular protein transport; vesicle-mediated transport. The record is from RefSeq and is a predicted model, not a curated record. Lineage: Eukaryota; Viridiplantae; Streptophyta; Magnoliopsida; Malpighiales; Euphorbiaceae. Gene Ontology annotation, cellular component: cytoplasmic vesicle; clathrin adaptor complex.
AUACAAAACCAAUUUCACAGACAAACUAAUUGAUCAACUGAAAUGGCAGGAGCAGCCUCAGCUCUGUUCCUAUUAGACAUCAAAGGCCGCGUUUUAGUAUGGCGGGAUUAUCGCGGCGACGUCUCCUCCGUUCAGGCGGAGCGCUUCUUCACCAAGCUCAUCGAAAAAGAGGGAGAUCCGCAGUCUCAAGAUCCGGUUGUGUGUGAUAAUGGAGUUAGUUACAUGUUUGUACAGCAUAGUAAUGUUUAUCUUAUGAUCGCGUCGAGACAGAAUUGUAAUGCUGCUGGUUUGAUAUCGUUUCUUCAUCGCGUAGUUGAUGUUUUUAAGCAUUAUUUUGAAGAAUUAGAGGAGGAAUCGCUUAGAGAUAACUUCGUUGUAGUGUAUGAGUUACUUGAUGAAAUGAUGGACUUUGGAUACCCUCAGUAUACGGAAGCAAGAAUUCUCAGUGAAUUUAUUAAGACUGAUGCGUAUCGGAUGGAAACUACACAGAGGCCUCCUAUGGCUGUUACUAAUGCUGUCUCAUGGCGGAGUGAAGGCAUAAAUUACAAGAAGAAUGAGGUUUUCUUGGAUGUCGUUGAAAGUGUUAAUAUACUGGUCAACAGUAAUGGUCAAGUAAUAAGAUCAGAUGUUGUUGGGGCGCUCAAGAUGAGAACGUAUUUGAGUGGCAUGCCUGAGUGCAAGCUUGGCCUAAAUGAUAGAGUAUUAUUGGAGGCCCAAGGCCGUGCAACAAAGGGAAAGGCCAUUGAUUUGGAAGACAUCAAAUUUCACCAAUGUGUGCGUUUGGCUCGAUUUGAAAAUGAUCGGACAAUAUCCUUUGUACCACCUGAUGGAGCUUUUGAUUUGAUGACAUAUAGACUGAGCACUCAGGUUAAGCCUCUGAUUUGGGUGGAAGCUCAAGUUGAAAGGCACUCAAGAAGUCGUGUUGAGUUCAUGGUAAAAGCUAGGAGUCAGUUUAAAGAGCGCAGCACUGCAACAAAUGUUGAGAUCGAGUUGCCUGUGCCAACUGAUGCUUCCAAUCCUAACGUUCGUACAUCAAUGGGAUCUGCAUCAUAUGCUCCUGAAAAUGACGCUUUAAUGUGGAAAAUAAAAUCUUUUCCUGGUGGAAAGGAGUAUAUGCUAAGGGCAGAGUUCAAUCUUCCAAGUAUAACUGCUGAAGAAGCAACUCCCGAAAGAAAAGCUCCAAUACGUGUGAAAUUUGAAAUACCAUACUUUACUGUGUCUGGAAUACAGGUCCGGUACUUGAAGAUCAUUGAGAAAAGCGGUUACCAGUCUCUUCCAUGGGUGAGAUAUAUAACCAUGGGCGGGGAGUAUGAGCUUCGGCUUAUUUGAAACCGAUCCUCACUCGAGCAUUGUGGAUCGAUCUGGUAAAUUUAACUGAUGUGAAAUCACGGAGAAAGAAAAUUGAAUGGAUAAACAAAGAGGGAACUAACCUCAGCGAUCUUUUUUGCUUUUCGUUUGUGCAUCAUUGUUGUAGUAUUUUAUGGGUUUUGGUAAUACUGGGCUAGCAAAAAUUUGUCAACCACUUGUGCAAAAGAUAUACAUCAUUCCUUGUAAUUCAGAGAGAAUUGGAGCUUGUAUUUGAUUUAGUUUUUUUCUUUUGUUCUCAAUUUCAUUUGAAAUCAAAUUGAAAGCAUGAACAAUAA